AUGGUUGAAUCAAAUUCGGAUUUCGAAAGAUGUUGUCGGCUGUGUGCGGAGGAGCAAGAAGUUACCAUAAUGAUUUUCAGCAAGGAAGCUGAAGUCAUGCUACUGCAAAAUAAAUUAAAUAAAUACUUACUUAUAGAGGUCGACGAAGAUGAUAAAUUGCCGAAAAAUAUAUGCAUCCAAUGCUGUUCAAAGUUACAAAACGUAUGUGAAUUCAUUGACAAUGCACACAAGGCUCAGGAGGUUUUACUUAAGCAGAGUAUGAUGCUAGAAGAUAAUGAUGAAAAUAAACCUAUUUUGAUUACUGAAAUCAAAUCUGAAACGGAUUUCGACAGUGAUGCAAAAUGUAUGGAAGUCAACGUUGAUCCAAUGAUGGUUCUUCAGAAUUCAGAAGUAGAGGAGACACCAAAUUUAGAAAAAUCUUGUGAAUCCGUCGAACAUGAAGAUGAAAUAACUUACUUGAAUGGCGCUGAUGGAGAAAAUGUAACAAUCAAAUUAAUUAAAAAAGGUGAUAAAGUGAUUGAAGAUGAUAAAAAGGACACAAAGCCAUUUCAAUGCAUCACCUGUAAUAGGGGUUACUAUACAGAGUUGGCUCUGAAAAAUCAUUCGUGGAUACAUUUCAAUGAAGAUAAAAUAGUUAAACCAUACAAAUGUGGCUCUUGCGGCGACCAGUUUGAAUAUAAAAAUGAAUGGAUAUCACAUCUUAAAGAACACAGAUCAAGGGGAAUGUGCAAUAUAUGUGGACGACUGUGA
Messenger RNA from Danaus chrysippus (African queen), 750 nucleotides. NCBI's taxonomy places the organism in Eukaryota, Metazoa, Arthropoda, Insecta, Lepidoptera, Nymphalidae. The record is from the annotation of a GenBank genome assembly.